AUGCCAGGCGUGGAAGUGAUGGGGUCAUCGGAGGAUUCGCAGGCAUUCGAACGCCCACACCUAAGGUCUCACAAGACGCUCCCUCGGCGGGGUGUAAUCGUUCCUAGCAUCGAAGUCAUCCAACCGGUCUCCCCGGAUCACAAUGGGAAACAUAUUGCGACGCCGGCGCUUCCCUUGACACCGCCGGGUGCAGGCCACGAAGAACUCGUGGCUGACGAACGAACACCCCAGAAAAUGAAUUCUUCUCUGCCAAACAUACCAACAUCUGGGGUAUUGACCCCUCGCCGUCCCUCUAAGCCUCCGACCCCGGACGUGACGCCUCCUCAAACGAACUCGAGCAAGCGUCCUACCUUGAACCAGUUUAGUUAUUUUUCCUCGUCUUCCCGAGCCGAUUCAUUUCAAACAGCUUUGGAGAAUAUUUCAUCGGAAGAGGAUAUGGACACCCCGGUCCGCAUGUCUCAGACCGCGACCCAGACUGUAAAACAGAGGAGGCAACCAUCAAAGCCACCCGCCUCAAAUGGAUAUCCUUCACGGUUUCCAAAUCUAAAAGUAUCUCCGUUAGCUGCUUCUCAACAACACAACGAAACCGAAUGCGAUACCGGAUUCGAGUCUUUUGAUGGGCAUUGGGCCGCCAGCCUGAUCGAUGGGUCGCCAACACCAUUAGCCGGCAAGCGAAAGUCAGCACAUAAUCACACUCAAUCGGUCUAUAAAUCAACUCCUGGGAGAGAUGUGCUGGAUAUAAAGCACCUGGAUGCCUCUUUGAUGAAGGAAAAAAGUCUGCGAGACCGUAUCAAUGGUGCGCAUGAAGCCAAAGCAAGUACCUCAAUGGAGCAGUCACCUGAGCAUAUUGGGUCGUCAUCACCAGAGGGUCUAGCAAGAGGCAAUGGACCAGACGUCCGUCCUUUAUCGGUCAUCUCCUCGACAUCCACCGUCGAGGCUAUGAUAAUCGACUCUCCCAAACGAGCCCAGCAGGUGCUCCGGCAUACCGAAAAGAGAAGCUCUCUGCGGUCUGCCAGCUCUCCCAUCACAAGAUCUGAGCGUACAUCUUAUGGCUCCAUCCCUGAAUCCCAUCACCGCCUGAUUCACAAGGCCGCUCGCAUUUCUGAUCAGGAUGUUCGAAGCGGAAUAUCGGAGUUGCCGUUCUCGGCCAAGACUACCAACAGUGCAAUACAGCCCAAUAUCGAAACUAUCAACGUGGUGGUCAUACCGGAGAGAAGUUCAUCUCUCAGGUCUCGUCCUAACAGUCAUGUUUCUUCCAAGCUGGGCUCUCAGCGAUCAAGCCGUCGUCCUCCGACGUCAACGGGCCGCACAGAUAUCCCAGGGCAGAAGAGACGCAUCGUGUCUGAUCCAGUGUCGACUCGAUCUCACGAGACCAAUUCCAGGGGUUAUCCCAUUGGCCGACCUGUCAUUCCACCCCGAGCCUCAUCACUGUCUGCGCCGACAAGUCAGAACAAUUCUCGCGCGACUUCUCUGUCCUCCAACAGCCUGCGAAGUCGUCCCACGGAGCGUCCCACCAUACCACCCCGAAGCUCGUCGCUUUCUGCACCAACAAGCCGAAAUAACUCUCGUGCAACUUCCCUUACUUCAGACAGUCUACGGAGCCAUGACUUGGCCAUGGACCUCGAGAAGCAAAAGCGUUGUGACCAUCAACCGGUGUCCCCGCCUCGUCACAACGUUUUAGCUUCACCUGAGCGCCAUGGGCUACUCGCGGCUCCCAAUAUGCACGCCCUCUUUGCUAAUUCCGAUGAUAUGACAACCUUGCGUCCGCCCUCUUUGCCUUUUACCCAAGGCUCGGUUCCAUCGUCUUCUCCGGGACCUAUCGAAAUCCAAGAAGCUACAGCCGUCAGUUUGUUCGCACACAACAAUCGAUCGCUGCUGCUUGUUGACCCUCGGGUACAAGCCUCCUCGACGCGCCCUUACCAAGCGCUUGGUAUUUCUUAUGAUCUUCCUCAACCCCCUCGCACACCCAACAAUCCACCACAGACAGAAACUUCCAAUGUCAACUCGCCUUUAACGAACCCUCGUCCUCCACCAAAGCCCCCCACUAAACCUCCUCCUUCGCUUCCAUUGCAUGACACCCAAGAUGAAAGCAAAGGCCUUGGUCGGCGAUGGAGUUCUGUCCGUCGUACCUGGAGUGCACGCCCUCGGUCGGAUUCCUUCAACAAUAUAGCGCGGUCAUUCUCCAUGAAAUCAGCCAAGAACCGAACCGCAGGAAUGGAAAUGGACAGUCGUCAAUAUCCGUUUUGGCGCCCCCGCGGAUUCUGGGAAGACGUACCCAGUUCCCCAGAGAAAGAACCCUCACCGACACGGCAAGCUUUGCCGCCCCCCGAUGAGUCCGUGAUUGUAAACAACUCUCUAGGCCUGCCCCAGCGGCGCGUCAUCUUUGACGGCCCGCCUUCCCUGGCGCGCCGCAGCCCAGAAAUGAAACGCUUGUUCAAUGGAAUGGCUAGCAAUGGUAGCUUGGUUGAUCAAGGCAUGUUCCGAACAGGAUCCCCAUUGAACCCAACCCGUUUCCAUGCUCUCUCUCGCUGGGGACUGCGACUCCGGUCAAUGUCGUGGCGUAAUGUGCGGAAUCGACUGCGGCGUGUACGCCAGCGACGAUACGAGAGAAAGCGGGCUGCUCGGAGGGAAGCCCUCAAGCAGAGUAUUGGUGGCCCUGUCUACGUGGCAUCCAGUACUUCAGCUGAUGUGGAUAUGAGAUGA
Penicillium vulpinum is the source of this 2703-nucleotide messenger RNA. RefSeq lists its product as uncharacterized. NCBI's taxonomy places the organism in Eukaryota, Fungi, Ascomycota, Eurotiomycetes, Eurotiales, Aspergillaceae. The record is from RefSeq and is a predicted model, not a curated record. Bases 1 to 2703 code for a protein of 900 amino acids. The transcript has a single exon.